AUGAGUGGAACCAAGAUCGAAACAUGCCCCAUGGGCUACCAUCGGAUUGAGAACAUCCAUAACGGCAGGGUAGCCAGCGGUACCAUCAAAGCUGGUGGGCAAGACAAAAAAGCUCCCGGGACAUACAUCAAAUGGAACGCGCCCGGUGUUGAACAUAUCCCAGACGACGAAGAAGAGAAGAUUAAGCAGGUGUCUGCUCAGUUCAAUCGGUUCCAGAUGAUGAACUUCAAUGAGCAUAUGCAUUGUCUGAGAGGCACGCAUCUGAAGACACAAGGUUGCGUUAUGGGCAAAUUCACAGUUCAUGAUAACCUUCCCGAGCAUCUUGCCCAGGGCAUGUUUGCCAAACCUGGUACCUACGACGUGAUCAUGCGCUACUCAUCCCUGACACCCAAGAUCUUACCCGACAACCUUGCAGCACCACGCGGCAUCGGCAUGAAGGUCUUCGGCAUCGAGGGCGAGAAGAUCUGGGGAGAAGACAAGAAGACGCAAGACUGGACUUUCAACAACUACCCAGUCCUCGAGCUACGCGAUCCACAAACCACAUACGACAUUGCAGACGCCUUGGAACGAAACUGGAACGACCUGCCGACGUUUGCUGACGAGCAGAGCAAAAGAGUAGACGCAGACGUCGCAACACUGGGUGGACAACUACCAAAGCAGCACAUGGUCGCCAUGCCAGAGUACUCACAAUCUGCCUACCGCCACGGCGCCUACGUAGCCAAAUACGGCGUCUUCCCCGCUAGCCAAUUCCAAAAGGAUCUCGAAAACACUGAAGUCAAGGACUCGGACCCCAUCAACAUUCUCUCCCAAACCCUCCGCACACACCACCUUAAUAACACUAUCUCCUACAGCUUUUGCGCACAGCUCCUCCAGGACCUCACUGAACAGCCCAUAGAUGACAUUGGCAUCGAAUGGGACCCGAAAAAGUACCCGUUCGAGCAGAUUGCCACCAUUGAGUUUCCGCCGCAGGACUCGUGGUUGCCAGAGUUUAGGACUUGGUGGGAUGAUCGCAUCACGGUGAAUAGCUGGCAUGGGCUCAAGGAGCAUCAGCCGCUCGGAAGCACGAAUCGGAUGCGCAGGGUUGUUUAUGCGGAGAGUAGGAAGUUGAGACUCAAGGUUAAUGGGUACAAGGAGGGGGAUUAUGUAGAGCCGGAAGGACUAGGUGAUGUGCCUGCGAAGGGGGUCGAGGCGCCGCAGUUGGAUCUGAAGUACCAGAGUGCUGUUACGACUGCUGGAGCUGCGUACGACAACGACAACAAUAACAACAGUGAUCAGGGUCGCCUACAAAGAUCUGCAAGACAUAAUAAACAUUGCAAUAUGACUAACAUAAUGGAGGCAUAUCCCUAUGGGAAACCGUACCCAACGCCUUCGAAUGGUACACAACAUGACGAAAACAAACUCUGGAUGCAGAUACAAUACGAAGCAUAUGUUGACGGCAUCGAUCUGACUGUACUACCCUUUGCCAAAGAGGCUAUUGCAAGCAUCACUUCGCUAGCCAGUAAUGCGGUGGACAUGCAAGAAUUCGACUUUUCGACUUCAAGAAGAGUUGAUACGCAUACCCACCCUAUUCCGGACUGGUUCCGUGCUCUCGAAUUGAACGCCGCAGGCCGCGCAACACCAUCUUGGAACGUAUCCUCCCAUCUCAAGUUCAUGAGCGAACACAGCAUCGCCCAUUCUGUACUCUGCAUCUCUACGCCUCAAGCCAAUGCUUUUCUGACCGAGAAAGACGAGGCACUAAGGAAGAAGAAGACGCUUGCCCUCGCCCGCCUGCUCAAUUGCUUCGCUGCAGAACUUUGCAGAAUAUAUCCUGAAAGGUUUAGUUGGAUGGCUAUCAUGCCUUUGCCUCAUGUGCAAGAGUCGAUCACGGAGUUGAAGCGCAUGUUUGGCAUGGUUGGAAGACAGCCAGUGGGCGUCGGCGUGUUGACAAACCACGAGGGCUUGUAUCCCGGCGAUCCAGCUUUCGAUCCGCUCUGGGUGUUUCUCCAAGAAAGAGCGGGGAAAGCCGAGGGGAGUGGUAAGGAAGUAGUCUUUGUGCAUCCGACCGAACCCAUCAUCAAGCUCGACGAUGGCCGACUGAUAAAUUCACGGCCUUCACCUUUACGUUCCGGUCUCGGAGAAUUUUACUUUGAAACCGCCCGCGCAAUCUCCAGUCUAACGGCCUCUUCCACCAUCGUCACCUACCCAUCCCUCCACUUCCGCAUCUCCCACGGCGCAGGCGCCUUUCCCGACAUCUCCGAGCGCUUCCUCCUCGGCUUCCCCGAAAUCUCUUCCGCAGCAAGGGAAGCGUACAAAUCCCGCUUUUGGUACGAUAGUGCGGGCCCUGUGUGGCCGAACCAGAUCAAAGGCCUGACGGAUGGAAUGGGAAUCCCGAUUCGUCAAAUGGUGUUUGGGACGGAUUAUCCAUAUGGCAUCGGGUUCUGGGACGUGGAUGCUAAUAUCAACGGGCUGGCAUGGUCGGGCGAGUUGGGGUUUGAGGAGAAGGAGAUGGUGUUUUGGGCGAACGCAAAGGAAUUGUGGAGUGGGAGGAUUGGAGUGUUGGAUCGGAUGGAGAAGUAG
Alternaria burnsii is the source of this 2556-nucleotide messenger RNA. Its product is annotated as heme-dependent catalase. Gene Ontology annotation, molecular function: heme binding; carboxy-lyase activity; hydrolase activity. The coding region runs from base 1 to 2556 and encodes 851 amino acids. Gene Ontology annotation, cellular component: cytosol; cytoplasm. Gene Ontology annotation, biological process: secondary metabolic process. The transcript has 6 exons. The record is from RefSeq and is a predicted model, not a curated record. Lineage: Eukaryota; Fungi; Ascomycota; Dothideomycetes; Pleosporales; Pleosporaceae.